CUUUACUAAUGAUAAAAAAAAAUUACUCCUAAAUUACAUUAACUGAAUUGCUAAGCUGUUACCCUCUCUUAAUCAGGUGGUAGUUUGGUAGUCUCACAGUGAAACGUAGAUUGUUCCUUUCUCCUGAACCUCUUUAAAGGUUUGCGUAACUGAGGCUGGUAUAAGAAAUCAUGGGCUUUGGAAUCAAACUCUUCCUCAGUCUGGGUAUACCACUUUUCCACUUUCUGGGCGGUUCUUUAGGUCUCGACCUAUUUAAAUAGAAAUUGUAAAAUCAGAAACCUGCGAUGUAAUCAUGAGUCUCCUAAUAAAACAGUCACAAGUCUCAUUGUUUUGAUGAACCCAUAGAAGGGGCCCCUGGAAGAAAUUGCACGUAUGUGGUUUUCUCUGUCACCAGCAGGGCUUAAGACGUGUCUGGGCCCUGUGGUUUAUUUCCAGUGCACUCCCAGGUGAGGCAGAUGCUGCUGGCUGGGGACUGCCAUUUGGAAGGCAUUGCAGUAUUUAAAGUGACUGUAACACUACCCUAGUUACAAAGCCUACCGCCCCCCUCCCGGGAGCUUAAGCGUCAAGACCGGCUCGGGUUAGGCCUAGGCCACCUGGCGGCAGCAUUUGCCUAAAGUUAAGGCGGCCUGGGCUUACCACCGUAAUGGACUAAAACUGUUUAAAUGGAAACCAAAUAACAAAUUUAGUAUAAAAGUGCUUGAUUGAGGUGUAUAUAGAAGGUGAUUUGGAUAAUACUGAAAUAUUUUAAUUUUCUGGACUGCAAAAACAGUGGCAGAAGGAAGUGACUCAAGUGGCUACAGCACGGUUAUAAAUAGGUGGGAAUAACCUUUACUGGUGCUUACGAGUAAAGAAAAAGAUCAAUGUGAGGGGAGGGGCGCGACGCGAACGUCAAGCUAGUAGAGAACCAUCCGAGCCGGCGUCCGCCAUGGUGGGCGGGGGACGGCUGCGGCCGGAACGCAGACAUGCCCUUCCGGGGUGGGGCAUGCGGCCCGCAAGCACGCUCACCUCCGUUGCGCCUGCGCCCUGGCCUUCCCGGAUUUUGUUAACGGUAGUGGCGGCUUGUUGGGAUCCGCUGAGUGAUGGGAGAGUGUGCUCUUUAACUUCGGGGAGAGAUGCGCUCUCGUGUAGCCGUCAGGGCCUGCCAUAAGGUCUGCAGGUGCCUGUUGUCUGGGUUUGGGGGUCGAGUAGAUGCGGGGCAGCCGGAGCUGUUGACGGAAAGGAGUAGCCCCAAAGGAGGGCACGUGAAGUCGCACGCGGAGCUCGAGGGAAACGGCGAGCACCCAGAAGCCCCCGGGUCUGGAGAGGGAAGCGAGGCGCUGUUAGAGAUCUGUCAGAGAAGGCAUUUCCUAAGUGGAAGCAAGCAGCAGCUUAGCCGGGAUUCUCUUCUGAGUGGGUGCCACCCCGGCUUCGGACCCUUGGGCGUAGAGUUGCGGAAGAACCUGGCGGCAGAAUGGUGGACCUCGGUAGUGGUGUUCCGGGAGCAGGUAUUCCCGGUGGACGCCCUCCACCACGAACCAGGCCCUUUGCUACCAGGGGACAGUGCCUUCAGGUUAGUUUCUGCAGAAACUCUACGCGAAAUCUUGCAAGACAAAGAGCUGAGUAAGGAACAGCUAGUAGCAUUUCUUGAGAACGUAUUAAAAACUUCUGGGAAACUACGGGAGAACCUUCUUCACGGUGCCUUGGAACACUAUGUUAAUUGCCUGGAUCUGGUAAACAAGAGGCUACCUUAUGGCCUUGCUCAGAUUGGAGUGUGUUUUCAUCCUGUUUUUGACACUAAGCAGUUACCAAAUGGUGUUAAAAGAAUUGGUGAGAAGACUGAAGCUUCAUUAGUAUGGUUUACUCCUGCGAGAACUUCAAACCAGUGGCUUGAUUUCUGGUUACGUCAUCGACUCCAGUGGUGGAGAAAGUUUGCCAUGAGUCCAUCUAACUUCAGCAGCAGUGACUGCCAGGAUGAAGAAGGCCGGAAAGGAAACAAACUUUACUACGAUUUUCCCUGGGGAAAGGAGCUAAUAGAAACCCUGUGGAACCUAGGAGAUCAUGAACUUUUACACAUGUAUCCUGGCAAUGUGUCUAAAUUACAUGGCCGAGAUGGACGAAAAAACGUGGUUCCUUGUGUUCUGUCUGUAAAUGGGGACCUAGACCGAGGCAUGCUAGCCUACCUCUAUGAUUCUCUCCAGCUGACGGAGAACUCCUUUACAAGAAAGAAAAAUCUUCAUAGAAAGGUACUUAAACUUCACCCUUGUUUAGCCCCUAUUAAGGUUGCUUUGGAUGUAGGAAGAGGCCCCACAUUGGAACUAAGACAGGUCGGGCGCGGUGGCUCACGCCUGUAAUCCCAGCACUUCGGGAGGCCGAAGCAGGUGGAUCACGAGGUGAAGAGCUCGAGACCAUCCUGGCCAAUAUGGUGAAACCCCAUCUACUAAAAAUACAAAAAUUAGCUGGGCGUGGUGGCACAUGCCUCUAGUCCCAGCUACUCAGGAGGCUAAGGCUGGACGAUCACUUGAACCUAGGAGGCGGAAGUUGCAGUGAGCUGAGAUCGUGCCACUGCACUCCAGCCUGGGCGACAGAGAGGCUCCAUCUCAAAAAAAAAAGUUUUAAUUUGCCUGGCCAAUAUGGCAAAACCUGGUCUCUACUAAAAAUACAAAAAUUAGCUGGGCAUAAUGGUGUGUGCCUAUAAUUCCAGCUAUUCAGGAGGCUGAGGCACAAGAAUCACUUGAACCCGGGAGGUGGAGGUUGCAGUGAGCCGAGAUCGCGCCACUGCACUCCAGCCUGGGUGACAGAGCAAGACCCUGUUUCAGGAAAAAGAAAAAAAAAAGCUUUAAUUAAAUAAUGAACUGUGGGUAAGUACUAUGAUUAUAUAUAAUUUUGAAGUGUGUUAAAGAAGCUGAAUACAAUUCAGUGGGUUUGCUGUUCAUGCCCAUUCAUAGUUUCAUUUUUUUAGUGAGUGAGUAGACAUAGUAAUUAAAGUAUUUGUACACACGUUACUGAAUUAUUUCUUUCCUCUUUGAACUUUUUAUGUUUUUAUUUAUUUGCUUUGAGAUGGAGUCUUGCUCUAUCACCCAGGCUGGAGUGCAGUGGCACAAUCUCGGCUCACUGUAACCUCUGCCUCCCACGUUCAAGCAAUUCUGCCUCAGCCUCCCUAGUAGAUGGGAUUACAGGUACACACCACCACACCUGGCUAAUUUUUUAGUAUUUUUAGUAGAGACAGGGUUUCACCAUGUUGGCCAGGCUGGUCUCGAACUCCUGACCUCAAAUGAUCUGCCCACCUCAGCCUCCCAACGUGCUGGGAUUACAGGCGUGAGCCACCGUGCCAUAGCCUUUCCCCUUUGAACUUACACUUUUGAUAACUGACUAUAUUCAGAUAUUCUAGAUCUAUAAUUUUAUUUUGAUUUUUCUAAUUUGUCCUAAUGAUUAAAUACUCUUAAGAAAGGCCAUGGGGGGUGGCUUUCAUUUCGUUCCAGAGACUCCUUCAGCAGUCGUCAUUUCUGUCUGGGUGAUUGAGACCCAGCCCAGACCUGAAUGCGGAAAGUAAAAAGAUUUAAAGACUUUGAGAGUCCCGCAGCUUUCUGACCCUGGCUUCUGUGGAGAGGUCUGGGAAGAUGGGAGAGAGUGAACUCAAAGAAGGAGAAGAUAAUGGCUUAUGUCCCACAUUUUCUCCCAGAGUAUGGCAGCCUCCCUAAUACCCUUAUAGCUAGGAAGCUCCUAGGAUGCUGUAGCUCAGUCACCAUUUAGUAAUGUCGGGAGAGAUUUUUGGUUGUCAUAAGAGUGGGAGGGUGCUGCGGGCCUCUCCUGGAGGCCAGGAAUGCUGCUAAACACCCUGGGUCAGCAGUGCCAGGGUGAGGAACCCUGCUCUGCACUGUUGGUGCUAGACUGUUAAGGGGGUUUUAAAUUUUGUUUUGUUUUGCUUGCCUAUUGCUUGUUAAGAAAACAAUAAAGUUUACUAUGUGAUUUAUUCAUCAUUA
Messenger RNA from Symphalangus syndactylus (siamang), 3959 nucleotides. RefSeq names its product DNA polymerase gamma 2, accessory subunit (gene POLG2). The record is from RefSeq and is a predicted model, not a curated record. Gene Ontology annotation, biological process: mitochondrial DNA replication. NCBI's taxonomy places the organism in Eukaryota, Metazoa, Chordata, Mammalia, Primates, Hylobatidae. Gene Ontology annotation, cellular component: cytoplasm; mitochondrion.